UUUAUAUUCACCACAUAUAUGAAAUUAUUGUAGAGGACUCGUGAGGUGUAUCAGCACUCUUGUUUUUUGCAGAGAAGCAGAGAGAGAAAGGUGGACAGAGAGAAGUAGGGGUUUGUUUGAAGAAGAGCAGCAGGCUGCAGAGGGUGGUGAAUAUGCCCGUUAGAGGUAGCUGUUUUGGGGCAGGCAUGGGCAGGCUGGCCAGGCUGCCACUCUGGAUGUGGGUGGUGAUGCUCUCUGCCCUGCUCAUGGGCAAUGCCAGUGCCUGCCCAGCCCUGUGUGCCUGCAGCGGCACCACAGUAGACUGCCAUGGACUGGGUCUCAAAACCAUGCCAAGGAGUAUCCCCCGCAACACUGAAAGACUGGAGCUGAAUGGAAAUAACCUCACACGCAUCACCAAGAGUGACUUUGCUGGACUCAAGUACCUCCGAGUUCUGCAGCUGAUGGAGAAUCAGAUUACUGUGAUCGAGCGUGGGGCUUUUGAUGACAUGAAGGAGCUGGAGAGACUGCGACUGAACCGUAAUCAACUGCAGCAGCUUCCUGAGCUGCUGUUUCAGAAGAACCCUGCCCUGUCUCGACUAGAUCUGAGUGAGAACUUCAUCCAGUCCAUCCCCAGGAAAGCAUUCAGAGGAGCUACAGACAUCAAAAACCUUCAGCUGGAUAAAAACCACAUCAGCUGCAUUGAGGACGGAGCCUUCAGAGCUCUCAGAGGCUUGGAAGUGCUAACGCUGAACAACAACAACAUCAGCAGCAUCCCAGUAUCCAGCUUCAACCACAUGCCCAAACUACGAACCUUCCGCCUCCACUCCAACAAUCUGAACUGUGACUGUCACCUGGCCUGGUUGGCGCAGUGGCUCAGACAGAGGCCUACAAUUGGUCUAUUCACCCAGUGUACUGGGCCCCCUGAGCUCAGAGGACUCAAUGUGGCAGAGGUGCAGAAACAUGAAUUCAGCUGCUCAGGUCACCAGGAGUCUAACAGCCUGCAGCCGUGCAGCACAGGCGGAGGCUCGUGCCCUGCCAUGUGCACCUGCAGUAACAACAUUGUGGACUGUAGAGGGAAAGGUCUCACCGCCAUCCCAGCCAACCUGCCUGACAGCAUGGCCGAGAUACGUCUGGAGCAGAAUGGGAUUAAGUCUGUUCCUCCCGGAGCCUUCUCUCCCUACAAGAAACUGCGUAGGAUAGACCUGAGUAACAACCAGAUCUCAGAGAUAGCUCCUGAUGCCUUCCAGGGCCUGCGCUCCCUCAACUCUCUCGUCCUGUAUGGAAAUAAGAUCACCGACCUGCCCAAGGGGGUGUUUGACGGCCUCUACGCCCUGCAACUGCUGUUGCUGAAUGCCAAUAAGAUUCACUGCGUUCGUGCCAAUGCCUUCCAGGACCUGCAGAAUCUCUCGCUGCUAUCACUCUAUGACAACAAGAUCCAAACCCUCGCCAAGGGCACCUUCACUUCACUACGAGCCAUACAGACCCUUCACCUGGCCCAGAACCCAUUUAUUUGUGACUGUAAUCUGAAGUGGCUGGCAGAUUACCUACGCUCCAACCCCAUUGAGACCAGCGGCGCCCGCUGUGCCAGCCCUCGCAGACUCGCAAACAAACGUAUCGGACAGAUCAAGAGCAAGAAAUUCCGCUGCUCCGCCAAAGAGCAGUACUUCAUCCCAGGUACAGAGGACACCCGUCUGAGUAAUGCCUGUAACAGUGACCCAGUGUGUCCACCCAAGUGCCGCUGUGAGUCAAACGUGGUGGACUGCUCCAACCUGAAGCUCACCAAGAUCCCUGAGCACAUCCCUUCAUCCACCACUGAACUCCGCCUCAACAACAAUGAGAUCACCACUCUGGAGGCAACUGGAGUUUUUAAGAACCUUUCCCAGCUGAAGAAAAUUAACCUCAGCAACAAUAAGAUCACAGAGAUUGAGGAUGGGGCGUUUGAAGGCGCAUCGUCUGUCAAUGAGCUUCAUCUCACAGCCAAUCAGAUCGACUCGGUACGAAGUGGGAUGUUCCGUGGCCUUGAGGGACUGCGGAUGCUGAUGCUGAGGAACAACAAGAUCAGCUGUGUCCAUAACGACAGUUUCACAGGGCUGCACAACGUCCGUCUGCUGUCUCUGUACGACAACCAGCUGACCACUAUCACUCCCGGAGCCUUCGACACCCUGCAGACCCUCUCCACCCUUAACCUCUUGGCCAACUCCUUCAACUGUGACUGCCGGCUGGCGUGGCUCGGUGAUUGGCUGAGGAGCAGGAAGAUUGUGACAGGUAACCCUCGCUGCCAGCGUCCCGCCUUCCUCAAGGAGAUCCCGCUACAGGACGUGGCUCUGCCUGACUUCCGCUGUGAGGAGGGCCAAGAGGAGUCAAGCUGUGUGCCCAGACCCCAGUGUCCCAGUGAAUGUACUUGCCUGGAGACUGUAGUGCGCUGCAGUAACAAGCACCUCCACACACUGCCCAAAGGCAUCCCCAGAAACGUGACUGAACUGUAUUUGGAUGGAAACCAGUUCAGUGUUGUGCCAAAGGAACUGUCAGCCUUCAAAUACCUACAGCUGGUAGAUCUGAGCAACAACAAGAUCAACUCUCUGACCAACUCGUCCUUCGCUAACAUGAGCCAGCUCACCACCCUAAUCCUGAGCUACAACUCCCUGCGUUGUAUCCCCAAAAUGGCCUUCAGUGGACUGCACUCUCUCCGACUGCUGUCUCUCCAUGGCAACGAAGUCUCAGAGCUUCCUGAUGGCAUCUUCAACGAUGUGGCCUCUCUCUCCCACUUGGCGAUUGGUGCCAACCCAUUGUACUGUGACUGUCGCCUGCGCUGGUUAUCUGACUGGGUGAAGACAGGCUACAAAGAGCCUGGAAUCGCCCGCUGUGCUGGCCCACAGGGCAUGGAGGGAAAACUGCUGCUCACCACACCUGCAAAGAAGUUUGAAUGUACAGGUGAGUUAUUGUGUCGUACACGGAAUAUAACCCCCCCAGUAACACUAGUAUUCACAAUUGAUUCUUAUCGGUUUGACAUUUCCCUAGGAGAUGUGGACACUGCAGUGCUGGCCAAGUGUAACCCCUGUCUGUCCAGUCCCUGUCUGAACCAAGGCAUCUGUCACAGCGACUUGGUGGAGAUCUACAGGUGCAGCUGUCCUCCAGGAUUCAAGGGCAAGAACUGUGAGACAGCUCUGAACGCCUGUGUGAAUAACCCAUGUGCUAACGGAGGAACCUGCCAAGUGAAUGAGAGAGAGGAGGGAGAAUACAGUUGCACAUGUCCACUGGGCUUUGAGGGCCCCACUUGCCAAAGCAACAUUGACGACUGCGAAGACAACGACUGUGAGAAUGGAGCAACCUGCAUCGAUGGAGUCAACAACUACACUUGUUUUUGUCCCCCCUACUACACAGGGGACAUGUGUGAAGAAAUGGAGGAUGUGUGUGCCCCAGGACGGAGCCCCUGCCAACAUCAGUCUACCUGCCUCAUCACCUCCGCUGGACCCAAGUGUGUGUGCUCUCCUGGUUAUGUUGGUGAUGACUGCAGUGUAGACUAUAAUGACUGUGAGGAGCAUCGCUGUCAGAAUGGAGCUCAGUGUGUGGAUGAGCUAAAUGGAUACUCCUGCGUUUGUCCUGAAGAAUACAGUGGUCAGCUGUGUGAGGUUCCCCCAUCUCUACUGUCCCUGUGUGAGCUGGCUGACUGCCAGAACAAUGCCCCAUGUGUGGAGCGAGGCGGACGGGCCCUCUGCCAGUGUCCUCCAGAGUUUGGGGGGCCACGCUGCGAGAAGCUCGUCAGUGUCAACUUCAUUGACAGAGACUCCUACUUACUGCUCUCUGACCUCAAGAACUGGCCUCAAGCUAACAUCACCCUGCAGGUGUCAACAGCUGAGGAUAAUGGAAUUUUGCUGUACAAUGGAGACAAUGAUCAUAUUGCAGUGGAGCUCUACCAAGGUCAUGUCAAGGUCAGCUAUGACCCCGGCAGCCAGCCAGGCCAUGCCAUCUACAGUACUGAGACCAUCAACGAUGGCCAGUUCCACACAGUGGAGCUGGUGACCUUUGAUCAGAUGGUUAACCUGUCCAUUGACGGGGGUCUCCCUACCACAAUGGACAGCUUUGGGGCGGUGCGGCCCCUCAACGGGGAGGCUCCGCUAUACGUGGGGGGUAGGGGCCCUCUCCAGAACACACCUCCCUCCUCUGCAGGCAUGCCAGUGGACGUACACUCGGGUGCUUUCCGUCUUUGGCAGCUCCAGAACGGUUCCAGUUUCCAUGGCUGUAUUCAGAACCUGUACAUCAACAACGAACUCCAGGACUUCACCAAGACCCAGAUGAAGCCUGGCGUGGUACCGGGCUGCGAGCCCUGCAAGAAGAUCUACUGUGUACAUGGCAUCUGCCAGCCUGAUGGGGUCCAGGGACCAGUGUGCCACUGCCAGCCAGGCUGGAGCGGGCCGCACUGUGACCAGCCUGCUACCAACCCCUGCCAGGGCAGCAAGUGCGUCCAUGGAAAGUGCAUCCCACUGGACGCUCAGUCUUACCGCUGCGAGUGUGUGGAGGGUUACCGCGGUGCCCUUUGUAACCAGCAAGGGGAGCUGUUCAACCCCUGCCGUCGCUUGUCCUGCAAACAUGGUCGCUGCCAGAUCUCAGACACAGGAGAUGCCUACUGUCACUGUGAAAGUGGCUACACCGGGGAACUUUGUGACACAGAGUCUGAGUGCCGAGGGGAGCCUGUGCGAGACUUCUACCAGGUACAGCGAGGCUACGCCAUCUGCCAGACAACACGUGUCGUCUCUUGGGUGGAGUGUACCGGAGCUUGCGACACGGGGGCCUGCUGCGCCAGCCAGCGAAUGAAGCGCCGGAAAUACACCUUUGAGUGCAGCGAUGGAACCUCCUUCAGCGAGGAGGUGGAAAAGACCAUCAAGUGUGGCUGCGUGGGCUGCAUGUAGCACCAUUCACUCACAUUUUCUGCCGCUGCCACUGAGCAGAAGAUAGAAAGGAAGGAAGCAAGAAAGGAAGGAAGUAAGGAAGAGAGAGGACUGGUGGAAAGCGAGGGAGGGAAAGAAAGAAAGAGAGAGAUUAUAAAGAAUAUAUAUAAAACCUCUAUCUAUAUAUUAUGGACAACAAUGUUUGUAAAAUAGGACAUUUCCUCCCCUUCCAAGGGUGUGUGACCUACAGUAACACAGAGAAAAAACAUCAUGAGCAACAAUGUAGAAGUGACAACAACGGCAACAAAACCAUUGUAUCUGCAACAUUGUUCCAAGGGGUCCAGAGAUUUCAAAGGUGUUGCAUUCAGAGUGAGGCAUCCCUCCAACCCAAUUUACCCAGUGUGAAUUCCCCAUCCAUCUGUGAGGCCUCUGACAGCCUAGCCACCAUCUACAAUCUUUACUUCGUGGAGGCAGUGAGGACAGUGGGGUCCAGCCUGGCUAAGAAUGGCAGAAGAGAGGCACAGAACGACAAAAAUAAGAGAAACAGAGGGAUACAAAGAGAGCUGGACCGUUUGACUUGGCAAAGCUAUCUUGAGUUGAGCUUGGCUGGGUUACCUGGACUGGGCUGGGUGUGGUUUGGGUUGAGUUAAAGUUGUUGUUGGUUUGGUGUAGCAAUUUCUCUGCCAGGAUACAGUCAUCCAUCCACACAUGCACAUGUAAAAGCGAACAAAGAAAAGGGUUAGAGCGUUAGAGCGUUAGAGCGUUAGAGCGGCACAUAAUCCAGUGCGGAUGUCGUGGCUUCGAGGCCAGGUGGUCUGGUGUCACAGUUGUUUGCUGUGAGGUACCGUAACAUAGAAACUCCAUAAAAAUAGAGACUGCACUGACUAGCAGCACUGAAAAUGACAGUCAUACACCUCUCUGAAGUAUAUGAUCACACAUGCAUGGCAUACAUACAUUUACACACAGUCUUACCACUUGUAAAAGCGAGAGGGCUUUGUGUGGUGCAACUGUCUAUUCUGUUCGUACAAGGAAACUAAUCUGGUGCUGGCAGUGCCCAGUGGUUAUCAGUCACCCAGCAUGCAUUGCCUCAGGGUUCGGAUGAUUUGCAUAAUCCCAUCCCUUUUGAGCAGGAGGCCAUUUAGCCCGGCUCCUCUUGAUGCUUGCAGUAUUAAACUUGUGCAAACUGUUGCAUGUGUGGAGAAGAGUUUGCCAACAAAUAUGUAGAACUUCUUAAUAUCAUUAUAAAUGUUAUUACAAAACAAAAGGUUGCAGAAUCAUCUUCUGAUUUUUGUUUUGUUGUGUCUAAUUUCUCAUAUUGAUU
Messenger RNA from Seriola dumerili (greater amberjack), 6186 nucleotides. It is a transcript of the gene slit1a, whose product is annotated as slit guidance ligand 1. Bases 153 to 4886 code for a protein of 1577 amino acids. Lineage: Eukaryota; Metazoa; Chordata; Actinopteri; Carangiformes; Carangidae. Gene Ontology annotation, biological process: negative chemotaxis; axon guidance. Gene Ontology annotation, molecular function: calcium ion binding; Roundabout binding; heparin binding. The record is from RefSeq and is a predicted model, not a curated record. The transcript is spliced from 36 exons.